Messenger RNA from Aureobasidium namibiae CBS 147.97, 1962 nucleotides. Its product is annotated as Pkinase-domain-containing protein. The transcript has 4 exons. Gene Ontology annotation, cellular component: nucleus. Gene Ontology annotation, molecular function: protein serine/threonine kinase activity; protein binding; ATP binding. NCBI's taxonomy places the organism in Eukaryota, Fungi, Ascomycota, Dothideomycetes, Dothideales, Saccotheciaceae. Gene Ontology annotation, biological process: protein phosphorylation; mitotic DNA damage checkpoint signaling. The coding region runs from base 1 to 1962 and encodes 653 amino acids. The record is from RefSeq and is a predicted model, not a curated record.
AUGGCCCCUUCUGCGGACGAGAACCAGACUCCACUAAAGAGAGCGAGGGCUUCGACGGAUGAGAUCGACAAUGAUUCACAGAAGAAAGCCCGCUUCGUCCAACCCACCCAUCUGCCAUCGCCAGACACGCGCAUAGCUUCGAACUCGACCGAGGGCCAGUUGUCGGCUUCUUCUGGUGCCUCGCAACCAUCCGAGAAGCACGCAUCUUCUCCCUCCGUUACCGCUGGCCUACAUUCGCCUCCAUCCGACACCCAACCCUACAGCCAGUUCUUGCCGCCGCCACCCAUCAGCUAUGAGGUCGAAGACGAGGAAGCCGAGGGCGUCUGGGGAUACCUUGUACCGCUUGAUGGAGUUUCCGAGCCUCUAGUCCUGAGACGCCGUGCAGCUUGUCCCGUCCCCCAAACAAAGGUUGGCCGCACCGAUGGUAAGAGUGCUGUGUCACGCGACGAGUAUCUCAACCAAGAAGAGUCCUACGAAAAGGAAAAGGCAGAGAAGGGAAUCCCCGCUGGUGGCUAUCUAAUAGGAAGACAUCCCGAGUGUGAUCGUAUCGUCAAAACACCCACUGUCAGCAAUCGCCAUUGUCUGCUGUUUUGUGAAAACAAGAACAGCGACCAGAUUGCUGUCGUCGAGGAUCUUUCGGGCAACGGCACCUACGUCAACAAUGCUAUUGUGGGUCGAAACAAGCGACGUGAUCUUUAUGAUGGCGAUGAACUGUCCAUAUUGGAUGUAGCUCGCUUUAUCUUCAGAUACCCCAGCAUACGCGACACUAACGGCUUCCGUCAACAAUACUCGAUUCAGGGGCAGCUUGGAAAAGGCCAUUUCGCGACAGUCUACUUGUGCACCGAGAAGUGCAGCGGUGCUCGCUAUGCCGUCAAGAAGUUCGAGAAGCGACGAACGACCACCAACUCCCAGGCCGCUGAGGAGAGGAGUAGAGUUGAUGGCUUGCAGCAGGAAAUUGGUGUUUUGAUGGGAGUCUCGCAUCCCAACGUUCUCUGCCUCAAGGAUACAUUUGAUGAGAGCGACGGCGUGUACUUGGUCCUCGAACUCGCCCCUGAGGGCGAACUCUUCAAUUGGAUUGUCGCCAAACACAAGCUGAGCGAACCCGAAACCAGGAAGAUUUUUGUGCAGCUUUUCCAAGGCAUCAAGUAUCUGCAUGAACGCAACAUUGUCCAUCGUGACAUCAAACCGGAAAACAUACUUCUCAUCGACCGUGAUCUGAACAUCAAAAUCGCCGACUUUGGGCUGGCCAAAAUCAUUGGAGAAGAGUCGUUCACAUCCACUCUUUGCGGCACACCUUCAUAUGUCGCGCCCGAGAUUCUGGAGCAGGGCAACCGUCGCAGAUACACACGAGCAGUCGAUGUAUGGUCUUUGGGUGUUGUUCUGUACAUCUGCUUGUGUGGGUUCCCGCCGUUCAGCGACGAGCUCUACUCACGAGAGAACCCGUACACGCUUAGCCAGCAGAUCAGAGCGGGUCGCUUCGAUUACCCAAGUCCUUACUGGGACAGCGUCGGUGACCCGGCUCUCGAUCUGAUCGAUAAGAUGCUUACAGUGGACGUUGAAAAGAGAAUCACGAUAGAUGAAUGUCUCGAGCAUCCUUGGACUACUGGGCGUACGGAAGGACAUAUGAGUUUCGGAGCAAGCAUGGAGAGCACAGAUGGCCUGACAGGAGAGAUGGGCAAGUUGGACUUCUCUAAGCGAAAGCCCGUCCGUGAGAGAACAUUGCUAAGCUCGAUCAACGACGCAACGUUCUUCAAGACGCAAGCGACAGAGAAGGAUGACCGAGACAUCAAGAUUUGGGAGCAAAACAAGGAUCAAGACAAGAAGACAAACGUCAAGGAGGCACCGGCGCACCAAAGAAAUCUCGACGAAUUUAUCAAGAUGGGAGGCAAAGGAGAUGAAACGCUUUACGGAGAUGAAGAGAUUGCAAAAGAGAAGGCCAAGGCAGGAAAGACCAAGGCAUAA